Fomitopsis serialis is the source of this 954-nucleotide messenger RNA. RefSeq names its product Clavaminate synthase-like protein. The transcript is spliced from 9 exons. Gene Ontology annotation, molecular function: dioxygenase activity. NCBI's taxonomy places the organism in Eukaryota, Fungi, Basidiomycota, Agaricomycetes, Polyporales, Fomitopsidaceae. The coding region runs from base 1 to 954 and encodes 317 amino acids. The record is from RefSeq and is a predicted model, not a curated record.
AUGCCCGGACUCACCAACUACCCGCCCUUCCCCGACAACGUCCCGACUCACCCGCUCCUCGUCGUGGACUACGAGCUCCUCAAGGCUGGCGACGACGAGGAGAUUGACAAAUUCUGGACGGCUGCUACCACUCUCGGCUUCUGGUACAUGAAGAACCACGGUGCUGAUGAGCUAGUCAGUGAGAUGUUCGACAUGGGCGAAGAGACGAUGGACCUCCCCUUCGAGGAGAAGAUGAACUACAAAGCCCCAGGAGCCAACGCCACGGACGAGACCGGCGCACGCGACACCGUCGAGUUCAUCAACAUCUCCCAGGACGACGCCCUCGCCUUCCCCACGCCCGUGCACCGCACGUACCCCUCGACGGUCACCGCGCGCAUGGAGCACACGAUCCGGCCGUUCAUCCAGCACUCCGCCGCGGAGGGCACGCUCGCGCAGCUGCACCGGCUGGACGAGACGAGCGGGAGCGAGACGCGGUGCAUCCGGAAUCCGCCCCGGCCGGGCGGGAUCUCGGAAGAGAAGGCGGCGCUGGGUGCGCACACCGACUUUGGCUCGAUGACGUUCCUGCACAACCGACUCGGCGGAUGCAGGUGGCAGUACAUCAAGCCGAUCCCAGGACACGCCGUGUGCAACCUCGGAGACGCGAUGUACAUCUUCAGCGGCGGCAUCCUCAAGUCGAACCUCCACCGCGUCGUCCCUGCCCCAGGCGCGCAAGCGGUGCUCCCGCGCUGGUCCUGGCGAUGUUCACGCGUCCUGGCGACUCCGUCGUCUCCGCGCCCUCACCGAGGAGAGCCCCGUGGUCGCGGACGCGGUCGCGAGUGCCCCGACAGGAGCGUCUUCGGCAGCGGCCAGACGUCCAAGGAGUGGUUCGCGCGGCGGAUCAGAAACCAGCGUACCAAGAACCAGAAGAUUUGGCGACAGAGCCGUGGUACGGAGCAUCGUCCUGAUGCUGCCUGA